ACAACUGACAUUAGCAAAAUUUCAAAAUGCAUUCAAACGAUGAGAAAACAGAUCUGAUUCUUAUUUAUGGCGAAUUUGGAAAAAAUGCUUCUACCGUUGAACCUUAGUAAAGACAAUGUUUCCUGUAUAGAAAAGCUCCAAAAAGGCUUGAAAGUGUUUUCCAAUGGUAGAUAGACAAUAACCUUAAAAACUGUGUUUCCUUUCUUGUCAAUUUCUUUGUGUCAGUUACGCGAUAACUAUGUUUUAUUACUUUUAAAAUUCAUAAUCAAAAUCCAUGAAGCCUAUGCAAAUGUAUUACUGGCUGCAGCUCAAAUGUGGUUAGGCUCAUUAUCACUUGUGAAAUACCCUGUAUUUGUAAGUAGGUGCACCAGUUGAAAGGAUGAGCCCUCGCAUGAGCCUCUUAGACAGUGAUCCUGUGAAGCUCAUAAAACCAUCAACUUCUGGGUGUACCAGUAUCGGCGGCGGCGUCGGAAAGGAAUCUAUACUUAAUAAAAUCGGGUUCGAGAACGAAGAAUGUUUGACAUCGCAAGACGGCUUCAACAGCGUGUGAACCGGACGAAACGCCGCCGCAACGACACCAGAACACAAAUUAGAAAUAAUUUAAGUAGUUUAAUAUCAACAGCCAAUAUGAGACCAGUGCAGAGGAGAUUUAUUGAGAGUCAACUGCGAAAUGUGAGGCGCAAAUCGCAAGGCAGGCGUUUUACGUUUGAGGACAAAGCCGAUGCCUAGUGGAAGUGUGGUCCAAAAACGUAUAAACAAAUGUCUAAAUGGUUUGCCCUCCCAUCAGUCAGUACUCUCAAGGCAACCCUAAAAGACAUUCCAAUCAAACCAGGUAUAUCAAAACCAAUCUUUCAGGUCCUCAAAAAGCAAAUAGGUCAAAUAAACGACAAAAGUCGUUUUUGCAUUCUUACCUUUGAUGAGGUGGUUUUACAACCUCAUUUGAGUUAUUUGCUUUAUGAGGACCGUGUGAUUGGUUCUGAAGAUGAUGGUUGGAAUGACGGUUUGCGAGAGACCAAAUCAGUAGCGGACCAUGCUUGUGUUUUUAUGUUGAGAGGUAUUUACAAAAAGUGGAAACAACCUGUUGCCUUUGCUUUUUGUAAAUCUUCCAUGAAACCCGCGAGCAUUGUCCGCUUCUACAAAAAUAUUAUACGAGAAGCUACAGCUGCUGGUCUAGUGGUAAUUGCUUCUGUUUGUGAUCAAGGAACCACAAAUGUCAAGGUUGUAGAUAUGCUCCUUGCUGAGACACAAAGACAAGCUUCUUUGAAAAAUGAGGAGGUCAAUAAAAAUAUAAUUAUGGUAGACGGUUCUACUGUCAUUCCAUUAUUUGAUCCUCCUCAUCUUUUAAAGAGUUUGGGAAACAACAUGCUCAGCAAAGACGUACGCUACAGGGAUCCUAACGAUGGCCGGGUCAAAGUGGCAAAAUGGUCAAAUUUAAUAGAGGCAUACCGAAUGGACCAGCAACGCGGAAACUAUCGGUUCAUGAGAAAACUUUCUGACGAACACGUCUUUCCUGAGAAAAUCAGGAAAAUGAAGGUUUCCUUAUGUACCCAAGUUUUCAGCAAAAGCGUAGCUACUGGUAUAGAUAUUUUUGUUGAUCUCAGCGUAGGGGGAUCCACUUUGCCUUCUGAUGCACGCCAUACUGCUCGCUUCUUUUCCAUCUUAGAUGACAUUUUUAAUAGUGUCAAUGGAGGCUUUGGUAACGUUCCCGGAAGACCUCUACUUUCAAUGGUAGGAGAAGAACAUGAGAAAUGUUGGAGAUUUGGGAAAGAAAUGUUUCGCAAUAUGGAAUUCGUCACAUCUAAACCUGGGGAACGAACAAGGCCCCCAGUUUUAGACGGGUGGUAUUGAACUCUAGAAGGUUUUCUUUUGAUUAAAGAAACUCUAAAUCGUCUAGAGUGUUCAUCUUUUCCAGCA
Molecule: messenger RNA, 1914 nt
Organism: Tribolium madens (black flour beetle)
Lineage: Eukaryota; Metazoa; Arthropoda; Insecta; Coleoptera; Tenebrionidae
Exons: 2
Coding region: 760-1848 (362 amino acids)
Source: RefSeq, a predicted model, not a curated record